UCUUCUUUCUGAUCACUUUCCCAUGCACACCAAAAAUCCCAACUCCACGUACGUACAUGACUAAACUCCUCAUCGGAAGUUCAAUCGACAUCGGAAAUCAUGAUGGAAUUAGUGAGCGGAUUCCCGUUGCUCCUCCAGCAAUUCACGGCCAUGUUCAAGAAGAAUCUCCUCCUCGCGUGGCGUCACAAAGUCGGCACCCUCAUCCAGCUCUUCUCUUCAUUCUUUUUCAUUUUUCUCAUCUUCUGCAUCCAGAAAGCACUCAACGCUAACUCGGCGUCGUCCACGGGGUUCAAGACCAUCAAGGACCCUAAGCCUCUGGCCUCGCUGCCGAUCCCGCCCUGCGAGAAGAAGGAUUUCAUCAAGAAGCCUUGCUAUGACUUCGUGUGGAGCGGCGAUGGGAGCCGGGAGAUCCAGACCAUUGUGGACGGCAUCAUGGCUAACAACCCCGGCCGGCAGAUCCCGUCGAGCAAGGUGAAAGGGUUUAAAUCAAGAGAUGAAGUAGACAAAUGGCUGGCUGAUAAUCAAAAGAUUUGCCCGGGAGCUUUGCAUUUUGCGGUAAGAGAUGACAAAGUGAUUAGCUAUGGCGUGCAGACUAAUUCCACUCACGUAGCCAAAAGAAGGGAAUUUGAAGAUAUCACCAUGAAAUUCCAAAUUCCGCUUCAGAUUGCCGCGGAGCGUGAGAUUGCUAGGGUUCUGAUUGGAGAUCCGAAGUUUAGCUGGAAUGUUGCUUUCAAGGAAUUUCCACACCCUGCAAGGAAGUUGUACUCGGCAAUUGAGUCAGAAGGACCAACCUUUUUCCUUGCAACCGCAAUGUUUGGUUUUGUAUUUCAAAUGACAUCCUUGAUCACAGAGAAAGAACUAAAGCUUCGAGAGGCAAUGACGAUGAUGGGUCUUUAUGAUACCGCCUACUGGUUAUCAUGGCUCACAUGGGAGGGGAUUAUGACAGUUUUUUCAUCACUUUUCAUAGUUCUCUUUGGAAUGAUGUUUCAGUUUGACUUUUUCCUAAAGAACAAUUUUGUAGUCCUAUAUCUCCUCUUCUUUCUUUUCCAACUGAAUAUGAUUGGUUUUUCCUUCUGGCUCUCGGCCUUCAUAAGCAAGGCAUCUUCAUCCACAACUGUGGGUUUCGUCAUAUUCAUUAUUGGCUUUAUAACCCAGGACGUGACAAAAUACUUUCCUUAUGAUAUUAGGACCGCUAAAAAAUAUCAAAUCAUGUGGUCAUUCUUCCCACCUAAUCUUCUUGCCAAAGGUCUAUUCAUACUCGCUGAUGCAACAGCCACUUCCCAAGAUGAUGGGAUCAGGUUGAGUAAUAUAAGAAAGUGUGGACCAAAUGAGCCAGGAUGUGUUAUGACAAUUAGUGACAUUUACAAAUGGCUUGUGAGUUCAUUCUUCCUCUGGUUUGUAUUGGCUCUCUACUUCGAUAACAUUCUCGCAAAUGCAUCUGGUGUGAAAAAACCACUUUAUUACUUUUUAACGCCCGGCUACUGGUUAGGGACAGGUGGGGUAAAAGUGAAAGAGGGUAAAAAUGCAAUACCAAAUGAUCAUAUUACUCCAGAUGAUGCGGAUGUCCUUGAAGAGGAGCACCUUGUUAAACAACAAUCUAUGGAAGGCACACUUGAUCCAAGAAUUGCAGUUCAGAUACGUGGCCUUGUAAAGACAUAUCCUGGGAAGAAAAGACCUUUUUGUUGUUGCUGCUGCUGCUGCUGCAAGGAGACUCCACCUUACAAUGCUGUCCAGGGAUUAUGGGUGAACUUUGCAAAGGAUCAGUUAUUCUGUCUACUUGGACCUAACGGAGCUGGGAAGAGCACAACGAUCAGUUGUUUAGUUGGUAUCACACCAUUUACUGGAGGAGAUGCAUUGGUUUAUGACCAUUCUGCCCGAAGCUCUGGUGGUAUGGCAAAUAUUCGAAAACUUAUAGGAGUUUGUCCACAGUUUGAUGUUCUUUGGAGUGCGUUGACUGGGCAAGAGCACCUCCAACUGUUCGCUACUAUUAAAGGCCUACCCCCAGCUUCAAUAGAAACGAUUGCUGAGAAGUCAUUGGCGGAGUUGAAACUCACUGAGGCAGCUAAAAUGAGAGCUGGGAGUUACAGUGGAGGAAUGAAACGUCGCCUCAGUGUUGCAAUAGCCUUUAUUGGUGACCCGAAGUUGGUUAUUUUAGAUGAACCGACAACCGGUAUAGAUCCCAUAACAAGAAGGCAUGUCUGGGACAUCAUACAGGAGGCCAAGAAAGGGCGUUCAAUUGUCCUAACAACCCAUUCAAUGGAAGAAGCUGACAUUCUAAGUGACCGGAUAGGAAUCAUGGCAAAGGGGAGGCUCCGUUGCAUUGGAACUUCAAUCAGACUGAAGUCACGGUUUGGGAGUGGUUUUAUUGCUAAUGUGAGCUUAAGGGGAGGCGCUGAUAGCCAAAGUCAUGAAUCUGUGAAGCAGUUCUUUAAAUACCAUUUGGAUGUUUUACACAAAGAAGAGACCGACUGCUAUCUGACUUUUGUUAUUCCUCAGGAAAAAGAGGGACGUUUGACGAAUUUUUUUGCUGAGCUUCAAGAUAGGCAACAUGAAUUUGGUAUCGCUGACAUCCAACUCGGUCUCACAACUCUAGAAGAAGUUUUCUUGAAUAUAUCAAGGCAAGCGGAGCUAGAAGCCGCCAUGGCAGAAGGGAGGCUGGUUACUCUCACUUUAACGUCUGGAAAGUCAGUUGAGAUACCCGUAGGAGCCGAGCAUGCUUGGAUUCCAGAAACAGAAUCUGAAGAGCAUCCAAAAGGGCUUAUGGUAGAAGUUUACUGGGAUCAAGAUGAGUCUGGUAAACUCUGCAUUGCUGGUCACUCAGCCGAAACUCCAGUACCUCUGAAUGUUGAUCCCAUGAGUUUGCAUUAG
Molecule: messenger RNA, 2868 nt
Organism: Rosa chinensis
Lineage: Eukaryota; Viridiplantae; Streptophyta; Magnoliopsida; Rosales; Rosaceae
Product: ABC transporter A family member 2
Exons: 16
Coding region: 100-2868 (922 amino acids)
Biological process (GO): transmembrane transport; lipid transport
Cellular component (GO): membrane; intracellular membrane-bounded organelle
Molecular function (GO): ATP hydrolysis activity; ABC-type transporter activity; lipid carrier activity
Source: RefSeq, a predicted model, not a curated record